Ceraceosorus guamensis is the source of this 830-nucleotide messenger RNA. RefSeq lists its product as hypothetical. The coding region runs from base 121 to 798 and encodes 225 amino acids. The transcript has a single exon. Lineage: Eukaryota; Fungi; Basidiomycota; Exobasidiomycetes; Ceraceosorales; Ceraceosoraceae. The record is from RefSeq and is a predicted model, not a curated record.
AGAGCUAUGGGGAGAUUGCGGGCGUCGAUCUGAGCGGACCUCCCCCUGUGAUCAAAGCUCGGACGCCUCCACCCAUCGACUUCAACGCUGUGAACUUGAAGAGCAAGAAGAAGGAGGGAGAUGAGGAAGAGGUGGUGGGAGAGGAUGAGGAAGCUCGCAGCGAGCGCGAACUUGGCCCAAAUGGAGAAGAGAUCGUCGAGGAAGGAGAAGAUCCGAUCGAUGCCAAGUUUGCUCUUUCGCAAGAACGAAGCAAGAGGAAUACCGGCGCUACUCCUUCUGUUGGUGCUGCUACGCAAUCUGGAGCAGAGAGCAGCGCAGCUGGGUCGGACGUCGAGGCUGUCACCGAGGGUGAAGAUGGCGAAGACCUACCCGAAAGCACUGCAUUGCUCAAGCGCAAGAGAGCUGCUAGCAAUGCGAGCGAAGGCUCGGCCUCGGCGUCUGUGCCGACGAUCAGUAGACCUAGAGCGGGCAGCACGACCAGCGCCACUUCCGCGCAAACAAGAAGAAGGGCAGGCUCUUCUAGCGCUCCUGCUGCCUCGACGUCCGGCGCAGCCACUGCGGCUGGGGCCAAACAGAGAAAGACGGAGGCGGAAAAGAAACGCGCUCAGCGCGAUAGCAGACAGGAACGUGAGAAGAGGCACAGAAGAAAUGUGCCGGAUGCGGGAGAGGAAGAGGUGGUCGGCGUUAUCGAGCCUCCAACUCGUCGACAGAAUCCUCGACGCGGUUGAUGUGUUCCUCGACAGCUUCGUGUGGAGCACAUUUGCAAGCCCACAUAUUAUCUCAAGAUAUGUACAUUAGCUCAGGUACAAGAAUCGAUGUAUCAUUUUAAA